AUGAAUAAUUUUAUGGAUGACCAAGCAAGACAGAUAGGAAUUGGGAUAGCUCCUACUUCAUUAAGCAAAUUACCACCUGGAGGAAAAAUAAUUUAUUCAAAGUCUAAAAAAGCCAAAGCCUUACAAGAAAUAAUAGAUUAUGCCAGAUUGGGUCUUGAUAUAGAAGAUGAAAGACCUUACGAUCCAAUGAAAAUUGAUCUUGCUAUUUUAAUGCAUCUUGAACUGUUAGAAAAAGAAACCACCUCAACAGAAGAUCCUAAUAAUGAGGAAGAGAAAGUUUAUGAAAAGAUAGUUUAUGAGGAUGAGGAUAAUAAAAAUAUCAAGUAUGUAGAAGUCGAAGAUAGAUCUGAAGAGAUGCUUUGCAAUAAUUCUACUAUAGCUAUGAAUCUUGUAAAAAAAAAAAAUAUCCUUAACGAAUUUAAAACCCUUUUAUCUUCUUAUAAUUUAUCACUAGAAUUAGCAAGCUCUAUGGCUUUAGAUGAACCUAUGGAUAUUAAUUUGGUACAUCAUCCUGCUAAUGAUCUUACAACUGCUGAAUGUAGAAUUAAUAAUAUUUUAAUUCCCAAAGCAGUAUUGGAUGGAGGUGCUCAGUGUACUAUGAUAAGUAAAAAACUAGCAAGGAGUCUUAGAUUAAAAAUUGAUACAACCAAUUCUCCAUCUCUCGAGGGAGUUGCCACUGAUGCCAGCUCAUAUGGAUCAUAUUAUAAUAUACCAAUUAUAUUUACAAAUAGAGCAUUAACAAGAGAUACAGAUUAUACAAUAAUACAUAAUGUAAUAGUUAGUGAUUAUGAUAAAUAUGCUUUGAUUAUUGGCACUGACUGGCUUGAUCUUGCUGGAGGUAAAGUAGACUAUGAAAAGCGUGAAUUUAGAGUUGGCAAUACAUUUGUUUCUAUUUCUGUUCACAAAUCAAAUAUUAAAGUAACUGCACAACUACAGAUCAAGAUUCAAAGGAUUAUUGCUCUGCAAUAA
Molecule: messenger RNA, 969 nt
Organism: Cetraspora pellucida
Lineage: Eukaryota; Fungi; Glomeromycota; Glomeromycetes; Diversisporales; Gigasporaceae
Source: the annotation of a GenBank genome assembly